Molecule: messenger RNA, 2742 nt
Organism: Plodia interpunctella (Indianmeal moth)
Lineage: Eukaryota; Metazoa; Arthropoda; Insecta; Lepidoptera; Pyralidae
Gene: CYP354A1
Product: cytochrome P450 9e2-like
Exons: 9
Coding region: 276-1835 (519 amino acids)
Molecular function (GO): heme binding; monooxygenase activity; oxidoreductase activity, acting on paired donors, with incorporation or reduction of molecular oxygen
Source: RefSeq, a predicted model, not a curated record
GUCAAGUGUUGGAAGAGAUCGAAAGCAUAUAUCGAAAAUUCGAAAGUGGUUGUCUUGAUUGUGCUGUUUGUGUUGUGGAAUUUUUGUUUAUGUUUCUCUUCUUGUUGUUUCAAAGAUUUUUAUUGACCUAAUCAAGCGAUCCGCCAGAUCACAAGUGACACGAGUACAAAUAAAAAAAAGUGUUAAAGUUCUUGCGCCACCGGCUACCAGCAAACCCCAAGUCACGGCUGAUAUUCAGGGAUAUUGUAACCACAUCCAAAUACCUAGGACUGAUCAUGGAGUACUUCAGUGGAUCAAAAAAAAUGCUGCAAUUCAUUGUGGAUGAUUGGAAGCUUCUAUUAUUGCUGUCAUUUAUUUUUGGGAUAUAUUUCUACUACACUAGCACUUUCGAUUUUUUCGAAAAGAAAGGUGUUAAAUACAUGAAGCCCACUAUUUUUGUGGGAAAUAUGGGUAAAAGGAUAGCUAGCAAAGUUUCAUUUCAUUCAUUUCAGUUGGAAAUAUACAAUUAUUUUAAAGGGAACCCAUUUGGAGGUUUCUUUGAAGGAAAAAGGCCUAUUUUAUACCUUAUGGAUCCAGACCUAAUAAAAGCUAUUACCAUUAGAGACUUUGAUUAUUUUGUAGAUAGAAAUACUAUGCGUAUCAGAGAACCUAGAUAUGUCAGCCAGUCUCUUCUCAAUCUUAAGGGUUCCGAAUGGAAAGCUGUCCGCAGUACAUUGACUCCAGCGUUCAGCUCAGCUCGUUUGAAGAAUAUGCUGCCUCUCAUUGAGCAUUGUUCACAGCAACUGGUUGAGUUUUUAAAACAGUACAAUGGAAAAGAUGUAGAAAUGAAAGACACAUUAGGACAUUUUACAUUGGAGGUCAUAGGUGCUUGUGCAUUUGGAAUUAAAUGUGAUGCACUCACUGACGAGAAUGCACGUUUUGUGAAGGUGGCCGAGAAAUUCAACUAUAUGUCCAAGAGCAAGAGAAUAUUUUUACUCAUAAUACUGAUGACUAUGCCGAAGUUGAUGAGGUUUUUGCAUAUGUCAUUUCUAAAUCCUGAGAGCAUCACAGAAUUGAUGGCCAUAUUACAGAAAGCAAAGGCAGAACGAAGAUCUACUGGAAUUAAGAAGAAUGAUUUCCUACAGCUUCUUAUUGAUGCUGCUGAUUCAAAAAGGGAGGAUGAUGUAUCUGCUCCUGAUUCGGAAAAGUCGAGGGCCAAACAAUGCCUGGACGACGACACGAUAGACGCACAGACGCUGCUGUUCCUGAUAGCCGGCUACGAGACGUCCAGCACGUUGCUGUCGUUCGCCGUGCACGUGCUGGCGACUCAUCCUGAACUUCAGGACAAGCUGCGCGCGCACAUACUAGACUCCACUAAUGGGAAAGAGAUUAGCUACGAUCUGCUUUCGCAGCUCUCUUAUUUGGAGGGAUUUUUACUUGAGACACUCCGCAUGUACCCCCCCGUAUCGCGUGUGGACCGCAUCUGCGUGAAGCCCUAUACGCUACCCGGCACCUCGAUACAAGUAGACGUGGGCGACGCUGUGGCAAUCCCUAUCUACGGCAUCCACAUGGACCCCGAGUACUACCCAGAACCACUCGAGUUCCGACCCGAGAGGUUCAUUGGGGACGCCAAGAAGGAACGCCCGUCGCACCUUUUUCUGGCGUUCGGUGCCGGCCCUAGGAAUUGCAUUGGUUUAAGAUUCGCCAUGUUUUCUGCAAAACUGGCGAUGGUGGCGUUAUUAAAGAACUUCAAGUUUUCUGUGUGUUCUAAAACCAAUGAUCCUGUAAAAAUUGACAAGAGAGCUUUCCUUUUGAAGGCGGACGGCGGGUUAUGGGUGCGCUUGGACAAAAUAUAGUGGCAUGUCUCAUUUUUAUGUCAAUAAACCUAAAAACUUGAAAGCUUGAAAAUGUCUUGAGAAUAAAUAUUAAAAUGCCUUAUAUUUAUAUAUAUGAAAGUUCAUUGUUGUCAUAUUUUAAAGAUUAUUUCACUGCAAUAUAUUUAGUUUGCAUCAAUAUAUUUACAUUAUAUGCCGUAAUAAAUUAAAUGUAGGUACAUUUAGUCCUUAGUCAUAAAAAAGGUUUAUGGUAUAAGGUAAUUUGGGUUAAUUUAGUUGUAGUUAUAGUUAUAGACUUUAUUACGUAUUAUUAGUAGUAUGUAUUAUUAUUAUUUUAUUUAUGUACAUAAGUGUUGCCAUGUAAUAAGUCUGUGAUCUUCGAAAUCUGUGAUAAGAAGUGCAAACAGUAACAUAAGAAGUGCAAACAGUAACAUAAGAAGUGCAAACAGUAACAUGAGGGAACUGUAGAUAUUAUUUAAAGUAAAUAUUUUGCCUGAAUAUACCUACUGAUUGCUGUAUUUCAUUUAUUAUAUACAAGCUUCGGCUCCCUGCUUCACACGCGUAUUCUCCCCACAGAAACUGCACUUUUUUGGAGAUGAAAAAUAGCAAGUAACCUCUACACGAUUUAUCUAUUCAACUAUCUUGAGAUUUCAACUUUCAUCCAAAAAAAGGGCUAGUUCCCGUAAUACAUUAAUUAAAAACUUUUCUUAAUGAUUUUUUUUUAGAUUACUUUUAUGUACAAAAGGGUACUGUGCAGUAUCCAUCCAGAAUCCUACUAUUUUUUUUAUUUUAUAACACACUAGCAGCUCAUUAACCUGAUGCGAUUUCUUUUACUAUUUUAUUUUAUGUACUAUAUAUAAUUCUAUUUAAAAAAUUACAUAUAUUUUAUGAUAAGGAAAAAGCCAUAAAAAUAAAUGUAUACUGAAGA